UCCGCGGAUAUGUUGAACAGAAGUUUGCGCAUUUGAGCCAAUCAAAGUUCAAGCUGCAGCCACGUCGCGUAUGGCGUUUGUAUCAUUCCUUGGGUUUUCUCUCAACCCAUGUGUUGAUACUUCGCCAUAAGUGGAAGUUCACAAUGAAAAGUCAAACGGGACUGCGGUCGCAUAACCCGUCAUCAUGUCCCAGGUAUUUAUAGGGCAAGCAUCUUCCUCAUACUCGCAGACUUGUUAUCGUCAUGUGUGUGGGAACGCUGUUGAGCGCUACCGGUACACAAACAGCACCAUUUCCGACGUCCCGCUUCGACUUAGUGCGGACGAUACGUUCCAGAUAAGCAUUUUUGAGGAUCUGCAUUUUGGCGAGAAUGCCUGGGACUCAUGGGGCCCGCAGCAGGACAUCAACUCUGUAAAAGUGAUUAAUCAAGUGCUCGAAAAGGAGUCACCGAAUCUCGUUGUUCUGAACGGCGAUCUGAUCACUGGCGACAAUGGCUUUUUAGAGAACAGCACCGUAUACAUCGAGCAGAUUGUAGGGCCAUUCGUAAAACGAGACCUGCCCUGGGCGUCUACCUAUGGCAAUCAUGAUCACCAAUACAAUCUGUCAGCCGAACACUUGCUUGCACAUGAGCAGCGAUGGCCCAAUGCGCUGACAAAAAAAAUGGUUGAUUCGCCCGAUGCUGGGACUUCGAAUUACUACCUCCCCGUGUACGCCAACAGCUGUACCGAUGCGGCUUCAACAGAAGACUGUGUGCCAGCACUCCUCCUUUGGUUCUUCGACUCGCGUGGCGGCUUCAAGCAUCAAGAAAAAGAUUCCGCUGGGGAUAGAGUUGGUCAGGCAAAUUGGGUCGAUAUCUCCGUUGUCCAAUGGUUUCAGCAAACCCACGCCCUGCUCACUAACCAAUACCAAAAGACAUUACCUUCCUUAGUCUUCGUCCACAUCCCAACUUACGCGUCGGUUGCCUACCAGAAUGCCGGCAUAAGCCCCCAUUAUCAACCGGGAAUCAAUGACGACGUGCCUGUCUCCCCUCAAGCACAAGGAUGGUGCGCAGACGGCACGACCGAUGGAAGCUGUGACUAUGGCGGCCAGGACAUUCCGUUCAUGCAAGCCCUGACCACAAUACCCGGCAUCAUUGCUGUCUUUUCGGGCCAUGACCACGGCGACACUUGGUGUGCAAAAUGGUCGACCCAACUUCCCAACAUGACUGUCGCUGGCAACGGCGUCAACCUCUGUUUCGGACAGCACUCUGGAUACGGUGGGUAUGGUAACUGGGAGAGAGGCUCGCGUCAAAUUAAAGUAUCAGCAUCACAACUCCGUCUUUUUGAGGCCCAUUCGUGGAUUAGGCUGGAAAGCGGAAACGUGGUUGGGGAUGUUGAGUUGAAUGCGACGUACGGGCAUGAUUGGUACCCAGCGACAAACAACACGAAGACCAACUGCCCGACUUGUAAUUAUACGAUUGUUACGCCUGGUCCUGGGAGUUGA
Molecule: messenger RNA, 1480 nt
Organism: Periconia digitata
Lineage: Eukaryota; Fungi; Ascomycota; Dothideomycetes; Pleosporales; Periconiaceae
Source: the annotation of a GenBank genome assembly